CCGGAUGGUGGGUGGAGAGGAGGGUCUCUUGAUGUUUGUCGAGAAAUAAAGCCACAGCUUUGGUGUUCGUCUGUCAGCUGCUUCUGGGACUGACGCAGGGUAGCGGCGGCAGGGGGACUGGCACGGAGCACAUCAAGCCUCUCAGCAGACAAUUGGAACAGGAAGCCAGGAAGGAAAGGGUCUUUCAGCAAGGAAGGAAGACUGGCAAACUCAUUGGGACUGUGACAGGACAGCCACACAGUAGCUCCAGGGACCACCCAUUGUAAGAGUAUCACACAUACACACUUAAAGGCACGGAGAGAGAAGGACGGACAGACGGAAACCUCUUUGAGCAGUAACAGUCACAGACGAUAAGGACACAAUAAGAAGGUCCAUGGAAGAUCCGAAGAUGAACCACAGCCACUCAAACACUUCUCUCAAGUGUGUUCGGGACACCAGUGUGACCGCUCUGGUUUUCCCCUGUUUAUACAGCCUCCUCUUUAUAGUCGCCCUGAUACUGAAUUCCCUUGCUGCCUGGAUCUUCUUCAGCAUCCCCAGCUCCUCGACAUUUGUGGUCUUUCUAAAGAAUGUGGUGGUGGCUGACCUUCUAAUGACCCUGACCCUACCUGUGAGGGUCUUAAGUGAUGCAGACGUGGGCUCCUGGCAAUUACGUGCCUUUUACUGCAAAUACACUGCUGUUUUAUUCUACAUCACCAUGUACAUCAGCAUCCUCCUGCUGGGGCUCAUCAGCCUGGACCGCUACCUGAAGAUAGUAAAGCCCUUUGGGAAGUGUUUCCUCCAGCAGGUUCGUGUUGGCCAGGUGUUGAGUGCAGCUGUCUGGGCAGUCAUGUUAGCUUUGGCCUUACCGAACGUUAUUCUGAGUAACCAGCCGCCACGGGUCUCUGGCGAGAGACUGAAGUGCACCUCCAUGAAGGGCGAAGCCGGCAUGCUUUGGCAUGAAGGUUUCAACUAUUUCUGUCAGGUGGUUUUCUGGGGCACGCUGGCCUUGAUGGUGGUUUGCUACACGUUCAUCAGCAAGAAGGUUUAUGAGUCAUACAAGGCCUCGAAGAGCCGAUCUCAAGCGGUCAGUCGCAGAACCAAAGCAAAGGUAUAUGUGGUAGUGGGGGUGUUUUUCAUCUGCUUCGCCCCGUUUCACUUUGUUCGCGUCCCCUACACACUCACUCAGACUCGCAGCACGGCGGGUCCCUGCCAGACGCAGAACGCUCUCUACAUCGCUAAAGAAACCACCCAGUGGCUGUUGUCCACUAACGUGUGUCUCGACCCCCUUAUCUACGUGUUCCUGUGUAAGGUGUUUAGGAAAAGACUGACAGCUGCAAUCUGCCGUAAGCAACUCCCCGUCAGUACAAUGGAGUCCACCGCGGCGACACUGACUCUAAAGGAGAUGUCACAGAUCCGUCUAAGUAACAGGAUGUCAUGUGAUGGGUUGGCGCAGUAACACACGGGACAAUGUCCAAUGGGGAAUCAAUCUCUUUCAGUCAAGGCAUGACGAGACAGCGCCUGGAAGGCUUAUUUUGCUUGUAAAUAGCAUGUAUCGCAAUGACAGUAGUUGUAGAAAUUCAUAAAUAAUACAAGGAUGUUUAAUAGAUAAUGCGAGAGAAAAGAGUCAGACCAUUUGAUACAGGGGCCGACUAACCAUGACCGUCUGACCCAUGUUUGCUAAGUCAUCCAACAUGUUUUCUUAAUUGUACAGACUGAUAUUUUCUACUUCCUUCGCUUUUCUAAUCUCAUUCAAACUGCACUUUCCCUUCCCAGAACUUUGGCAAAAAGGAAAACAUGUUCACAGUGCAUGUUGUUCAAUGAUUACACACAAAAUGUGACCAGGGACUGAGUGAUAACAAAAUGAGGCCAGCAGACUGCUGAAAGCUACAGUGUCUGACCAAUACCAAUACGAUUAAUGUUUUUAAAUGUUAUCGUAUUUAACUUUCAUGCUGGAGGGUUUUGAAAAAUAAAUUAGUCUAAAACAUGUGGUGCAAUAGCUUUCAUGAUUAUCAAAAACAAAGAAAACAUCUUUGCUAAGAUAAUUUAUUAUUAAAGGCAGCAAAUUAAGAAAAGAACUAGUAGAUGAUACAGAUAAUGCAGCAGAAGAAAUAAAAAUAUAUUUUAAAUUACAUUUUUAAAUGGAGGCAGUUUGUGCUUACCCUGCUUAUUGUAAGCACUGAAUACAGAUGAUUAUGUUUUUCGGAGAGUACCUUUAUUUAGUGGCUGACUGACAGGAACUGCAUGCAGACACACAUUGCUGCAGAUGUGGUUGAUCAAACCACAGAUAGAGCAGAAUCUUUCCAAAGGUCAUGAUAGCAUUACUGCAGUAUUAUUUUCAAAAAUUGAACAAGGCGAUGGAAGAAUAUAUAGAACCGGAAUAAAUUAACUUUUGCCAAUACGCCCAGACGACAUGAACUGGCUCCGCGGGAUAAAUGUCACUCCCCACCUGAUUUACAAUUGUGUCUCCAUGCAGGUCUGAUUAAUGUAAUAAUGAAAUAUGAUCUUCACCCACUCAAACCGCUGUCCGCUACGACCAAAGCUGAUACUUUGGCAGGAAAUUAACGAGCUACAGAGCGGUCGCAGAGGCGAGUAAAGACCGUUUGUCUCCCUCAGAUUAAAUCCUCCGACAGAUGACCCCCCCCCCAAUAGUGAAUUAUGGAAAUGUCUAAAUGACAUUCAUGGAAAUUAAGUAAACCCUGAUAAUGUUGCCUUCCAGUGUGCACAAAGCAAGUUUGGAAGAGAAAAGACCAAGACAAAUAGGAGGCAAGUAGGUGGAUCAUUAAAGUUUAGACUUGUUGAACAAAAAAGGUCUACUAUUCUAAACUUCCAGUGAUGGAUAAUAAUAAAAUUUAAGAGGCUUGACUUACUUUACUAAAACACUUUAAUGUGUGGAGUGUGUAUUUUGGAUAAUUGCAGACAUAUUUAUCUCAAAUUCAAAAACAGAGAUAGGAUUCAAGAACAUGCAAGACUUUCACAUUUAGGCGAAGAGGAAUUGAUAAACAGCCAUGUCCUUAAAAUAUUUAACAAUUGAUUUUAAUCAAAUCACACAAAACUAAAAUUGAUGAAAGAAUGAUGUGUUCCUUUGCACUUGGUUAAAGCAAACUUAACUUUGUCAAACUGUCCGAUUUGAACGUUUCCAGGCUUUUUCCUUGCAAGAUGGCAGGUCAUUUUAUAUCAUUUAAAUAUUGAUAAAUUACCAUUUGUUUCUCAAAACAAUGACAAGAUUAAAAAUGUUUGAUUAAUACAUCUGUGUUCCGGAUAGGCUUGGCUUCCACUUAUUUCAUGUGUAAAUAUGUUGCAUCUUAAACGCUUUAUGAUUCUGGCCUACAUACCCAUAUGACUUCUACUUUGUCUAUAUGUAUUUGUCUACUAUAGUACAGUACAGUACAGUAUUGCUGGCGGAGGGGGAAAAAAGCAGACGAAUGUGUCCUUAAGGAUGCAGGACUUCGACACACAGCCAUUGUCUAACAUAAAACCGGUCCGUGAGGCAAAAUGAGUUUGGCACCACUUUAACUGAAGUCACCUGGCUUUAAAUGGUGAACAUGUCAAUGGAACAGCACUUUGCUGCAGCAUAUCACAUCACCAUGAGACCGUCAAAAAUUAUGCUUUAGAUGAAGUGUAUUUAAUGAAUUCUUGUUUCUUGCACUUCUGAGAUUGUAUCCCUAUGGUUGAAAUGCACUUAUUGUAAGUCAGCCAAAUGACAUGUAAUGUAAUGUAUUUGUUUCAUAGUUUUUACUCUCCGAUGUGGAUGUCUUACAACCUCUUUCAUCAAGUCAUUUCAAAUGAUGUUUUUA
Messenger RNA from Pungitius pungitius (ninespine stickleback), 3773 nucleotides. RefSeq names its product P2Y purinoceptor 13-like. Gene Ontology annotation, biological process: G protein-coupled receptor signaling pathway; negative regulation of adenylate cyclase activity. Gene Ontology annotation, molecular function: G protein-coupled purinergic nucleotide receptor activity. Lineage: Eukaryota; Metazoa; Chordata; Actinopteri; Perciformes; Gasterosteidae. The record is from RefSeq and is a predicted model, not a curated record. Gene Ontology annotation, cellular component: membrane. The transcript is spliced from 5 exons. Bases 374 to 1435 code for a protein of 353 amino acids.